This is a messenger RNA of Physeter macrocephalus (sperm whale), 755 nucleotides long. Its product is annotated as protein tyrosine phosphatase type IVA 1-like. Gene Ontology annotation, biological process: positive regulation of cell migration; protein dephosphorylation. NCBI's taxonomy places the organism in Eukaryota, Metazoa, Chordata, Mammalia, Artiodactyla, Physeteridae. The record is from RefSeq and is a predicted model, not a curated record. Gene Ontology annotation, cellular component: nucleus; cytoplasm. Gene Ontology annotation, molecular function: protein tyrosine phosphatase activity.
GAAAUCCUCAGAGCAUUGUACUUCCUUUCUACUGCCUCAAUAUUACUGGAUUGAAGAAUUGCUGCUUUUUGUUAGGAGGUUCAUUUCAUUUCCCAUUACUCCCAAUUUCAUACUCAAAGGCACUGAGAAUUUCAAGUGGAGUAUAUUGAAGUAGACUCAGUUUCUUUGCAUCAUUUCUGUAUUCAAUUUUUAAAAUUCUUUCAUAACCCUAUUGAGUGUUUUUUAACUAAAUUAACAUGGCUCAAAUGAUCCACGCAGCUCCUGUGGAAGUCACUUACAAGAACAUGAGAUUUCUUAUUACACACAAUCCAACAAAUGUGACCUUAAACAAAUUUAUAGAGGACCUUAAGAAGUAUGGAGUUACCACAAUAGUAAGAGUAUGUGCAGCAAUUUAUGACACGACUCUCGUGGAGAAAGAAGGCAUCCAUGUUCUCGACUGGCCUUUUGAUGAUGGCACACCACCAUCUAACCAGAUUGUUGAUGAUUGGUUAAGUCUUGUGAAAAUUAAGUUCCAUGAAGACCCUGGUUGUUGUAUUGCCGUUCAUUGUGUUGCAAGCCUUGGGAGAGCUCCAGUACUUGUCACCCUCGCAUUAAUUGAAGGUGGAAUGAAAUAUGAAGAUGCAGUACAGUUCAUAAGACAAAAGCGGCUUGGAGCUUUUAACAGCAAGCAACUUUUGUAUUUGGAGUAUCAUCCUAAAAUGUGACUGUGUUUCAAAGACUCCAAUGGUCAUAGAAACAACUGUUGCCUUCAGUAA